Lasiodiplodia theobromae is the source of this 1656-nucleotide messenger RNA. RefSeq names its product Glycoside hydrolase protein. The coding region runs from base 1 to 1656 and encodes 551 amino acids. The record is from RefSeq and is a predicted model, not a curated record. The transcript has 7 exons. NCBI's taxonomy places the organism in Eukaryota, Fungi, Ascomycota, Dothideomycetes, Botryosphaeriales, Botryosphaeriaceae.
AUGCUCCCCCAAAUUCUACCCUCGAGCUCGUCCCAGAGCAGGAACACCGGCCGCGCAUCGUUCUGGGUGUCCUGUGCAACUCUGCUCCUCCUCAUGUCCGCGCCGGCGCAUUGCAUCCAGCUUGCCGUAUCCAGCAGCGUACCGGACCAUGCCAGCGCAGUUCUGGACCAGUCGUUCCUGAGCUUCGCCAUAGAAGGGCGAGACUUCAUCGACUACAGCGGCAACGACGCAUCGCCGAACGAAUUCUCAGUGAACAUGCUGUCCACAUUCGCGGCCAAGACGGGCGCAAAGACGUACCUGCGCGUGGGCGGCACGACCCAGGAUCACUUUCGGUACGACCCCGCGCAGGCGGAAGCGGUGCGCUUCGAGAACCCCGACCUCGCGACUUUCUCCAGCCUCUUCGCCAACAUCACCGUCGGCAGCGGCUGGCUCGACGGCUUUGGCCAAUUCUCCGGCGACAAUGUCGUGUGGGACCUGCAGGUGUUCCUCGCGCGCAAGAACCUGAGCAACGCCGUCGCCUUCGCGAAGGACUGCGUCGACGCGAUUGGCGCCGGCAACCUCAACGCGCUGGAGAUCGGGAACGAGCCGGAUUUGUACAACGCGGUUGGAUUUUUCCCUGGCCAGACGGACCGCCCCGCCGACUACGGUCCCGAGGACUACGUGGCUGAGUUUACCGAGUUUGCGGACGCGAUUGAGGGCAACGUCUCGGCGCUGGGGUCUGGACCGAAUUUCCAGGCGCUGGCGUACUCGAAUCUCGUGGCGGAUCCGUGGAAUGAGCAAAACGCAUUCGACGCCGGUCUCUCUAAAGAACUCGUGAAAUCCGUCUCGGAGCACUUUUACCAGUCAGAAGACGGCGAAGACAUGGCCGCAACAUUGAUGAACAAGGCAGCCAUCAGGAGCAAGACAGACGCCCGAUUCAAGGACCGCAUCGCGUACAUGAAGAGCGAGCACCCAGACAUCCCCUUCCUGAUCGCCGAAGCCGCGAGCGCGCUCGGCAACGGCACCGGCAUCCGGGACUUUGAUCUCACCGCAAGCCUGGGCACGGCGCUAUGGACCGUCGACUGGCUGCUGUACGUCGCAACGCUCGGCGUGACCAGGGUCAACAUGCAGCUCGGCUCGCGUUUCCCCUUCUCGCCGUGGCUAGGAUCGACGACGACCAUCAACAACGCGACGAUGCCGCCGCAGACGCUCGGCAGCUUCUACGGCAACGUCUUCGUCGCCGACUUCAUUGGGGAUGCGGGGGAGCUACAGAUCGCCGAAUUGCAAGUCGACGACGAAGACGUCUCGGCCUACGCGGCGUACAACUCUGCGGAACUGACCAAGAUUGCGAUAGUCAACCUCGAGCUCUGGCGCGAGAGCUAUGAUGCGGCGCGCCCGAACAAGACGCUGCAGCUCACCGGUCUCGACGGCGUCAAGUCGGUCAAAGUGCAGCGGCUGACCGGACCGGAUGCGGGGGCGCAGGCACCCGAUAUCACAUGGGAUGGCACGCAGUGGACGGCGGAGAGCAAGGGUUUGGCCGUCGUGGUGGACGAGGACGACAGCUACGAGGUCGAGGUCGACGGGGAGAAGGGCUCCGUGCAGGUCACCUGCCAAGCCUCGGAGGCAUUGUUGCUUUCGAUUUCGCCGGCGGGAAAACAAUCCGACUUACCCGAGUAG